Exophiala spinifera is the source of this 1296-nucleotide messenger RNA. RefSeq lists its product as uncharacterized. The transcript has a single exon. Bases 1 to 1296 code for a protein of 431 amino acids. The record is from RefSeq and is a predicted model, not a curated record. Lineage: Eukaryota; Fungi; Ascomycota; Eurotiomycetes; Chaetothyriales; Herpotrichiellaceae.
AUGGCACCGAUAGCCACAUACAAGAAUAUCCGAAACAUUUCGAGACGAGUCUCGGAGAGUAAAGGCCAAAUCAAUCGGGAGACUAUCGAGUACAUGGAGGAACACCUUCCGGGUCACUUUCGACAAAUUUUUGAGAAAGAUCCUGAUUUGACGACCCGAGUCAAGGCAGCUCUGGGUCGGAAUCCGCGCCUGAUGGCGAAGAAGGAUAUGGACGAUGCUUUGAAGGCCGAAAAGCAGCUAGAAUCAGCCCAUCAGCUCCCUAUUCCUUCCGGUGAUUCUGUUGAGUCAACAACAAAGUCAGCCUCAAGGUCAACCCGAAAGCCGACAAAGGAGAGACCUUCCGGCAGUAAACAGUCAGCGACAGUGCCGAAUUCAGAAGCCGUCGAUGUCGAUGUCGAGGUCGAUGAAGAGAUUGAAGGCGAAUCGGAAUCGGAAAGUCAACCUAAAGCGAAGCGACAAAGAGUUCAGAUUGUGGACGUCCCCAUACCCAGCAAUAUCAACGCAAACCUACAGGAACUGAUCCGAGAACAGCCUGAUUUGGAAACGUUUCAGCCUCAAUGGCCAAGCAAGUCGGAAGUGGCAAUUGGUGAAUGGGGACCAGAUCCAAACCCAAAGCGAUUAAUCACAGCAGAGAUCCAAAAGACCGCCGUCGUGGGAUUCUACAUCCGAAAUCUGCUCAAGAACGGGAAAGCGAUCAUCACUGACGAGAGUUACUCUGCAAAAGCAGAUCGGGUAUUCUCUGGGGAUCGAGACACCACCCUCACCACACCGCAGAUAAUGCGGAACAUCGAAUGGCUCGAGAAAGCUAAAGAAUUCGGCGCCGACCAAUCCGAGGAGAAUCUGAUGAAAUACGUCUUCGCAAACGUCGGUGACAAGACGGUCUGUCUCCCAUGGUCUGACGCAGACGACGUCAAAAAGAAUCCCGAAUUCGGAGUCUUAUACGCAUUCCUGUCCGCGAAGCAUUCGGACGACGAGGCAGAGUCGAUUUUCGGACCCGGAUGGGCUACUCCGGCAGCGUUGCUCGCCCGACUGACGGAAUUGCAAAACCGACUGAAGGUCGCGUCGGAUAAGGCACAAAUUUCUGUGGAGGCAUGCGUCGGUUUGAUGAAAGGCGACGAGCCAAUGGAAACAAAAAUAGGAUUCUUGCGGAUGGUUUUCAAAGGGCUCAUUGGAGAUGCUUGCGAUCCUCUGGAAUUGGCUUUUCGAAUGCGUACAUUGGACCUGGAGGAACCGGCAGGGAUUGGCAAGAGCACAUGGCAGACACUAUGCGACGAAACCCUCUUGGAUUUGGAUUGA